Messenger RNA from Epithele typhae, 891 nucleotides. Its product is annotated as Metallo-hydrolase/oxidoreductase. The transcript has a single exon. Lineage: Eukaryota; Fungi; Basidiomycota; Agaricomycetes; Polyporales; Epitheliaceae. The coding region runs from base 1 to 891 and encodes 296 amino acids. The record is from RefSeq and is a predicted model, not a curated record.
AUGGACCUUCCACCCCCCGCCGUCGACCAAGCCUUCUGCAACGUAUCAGUCCUCGAGGCUGGCUUUGUAACGUUGCCGCUGGCCUGGAUCUUGGACGGCAUCGCAGACGCCGUCCGCGUUCGCCUUCCGGCCCUAUCCUUUCUGGUUCGCAACUCGGCGAACGCAGACAACUUCGUCUUCGAUCUUGGCAUUCGCAAGGACUGGGAGAAACUCCCACCUGUCCUCAUCGAACAACUCCAGAAGGUCAUGCGUUUCGACGUCGAUGUCCCAAUUGACGCCGUUGCCGCUCUCGCCUUGGGCGGCGUGACCCCUGGCGAAGUCACCCAUAUCCUUCUCUCCCACCUCCAUAUGGACCACACCGGCGACACGUCCCUGUUCUCGAACGCCCAGGUCUUCGCCGGAGCUGCCGUCCAGCCCAUCGUUGAUAACGGCUACCCGGGCAACCCCGAAGGGCUCGUCACGAGCGACGUCGUCCCCGCGGGCCGCACGACGUACCUCGACCCGGUCUCCUGGCCCGCGCUCGGGCCGUUCCCGCACGCUUUCGACUUCUACGGCAACGGCAGCAUGUACAUCGUCGAUGCCGGGAACGGUCACAUGCCCGGCCACCUCAACCUUCUCGCACGUACGUCUGCCGACGGCGCGUGGGUCUACCUCGCUGGGGAUACCGUGCACGACUGGCGGAUCAUCAACGGGGAAGGCAAGAUGGGCCACCACAGCGUGUUCGGAUGCGCGCACAUGAACGAGGCGGAAGCGGAGGCGCACAUCGAGCGCGUCCGGGUACUGAUGAAGGAGAACCCACGGGUACAGGUGUUGCUUGCACACGACGUGCCCUGGUACGAGAAAAAUGUGGGUGGGCCGGCGUACUUCCCUGGGAAGCUCGAACCGUUGUAG